AUGCCAUCACGGGUCACACGUUCUCAGGCUCGCAAAGGAGUGGGUGAUCCCACAGGAACAAACGAGCCGCCACCGCCGGAAGGCACUUCGAAACGCCCUACGAAGCGAACCAAGACAUCAAAGCACCCAAAGAAAGUCGUUCCUGCACAACGCAGUCGCAAGAAAGGGCGGUUGAGCGUGCUUCCUACUUUGCCGUUGGAUGUCCUCUUUGAAAUCUUUACGCAUCUCGGCCCGGCGGAUCUUCUCCAUCUCUCUCGGACAACGAAAGCGUUUAGGGCUGUCUUACUCUCUCGUCAAUCUGCGUUCCUGUGGAAUACUGUCUGCGAUGGCGUGAACGAGAUGGAGAGGUUUCCUUGCCCUGAAGGAGUCUCGUUACCUGUCUGGGCGAACCUUGCGUACGGCGGCCCAUGGUGUGACGCAGAUGGAUGUCAGGCGCGCGCUCAUAAAGUACUGUGGAACUUGCGACGUCGCCUCUGCAAAAGUUGCGCAACCGAAGUUCUUGUCGAUGCUCUAGAAGCCUAUGAUAUUCUGGACGACUAUUGUCUCCUGAUGACGGUCGAAUUAUGCGAUAUUCUGCCUUGUGACUACACGAGUCGGGGACAUAGCAAUAAAACUCCGUUGCUUUACUCGCUCUCAGAAGUGCAAGCAUACGCCCACGAGAUCGAAGAACUCUCGCAGAUCUAUCGAAUGACUCAGCCUCUGGGUUUCGGCUCUGCGGAUAACGCUGGAUUUGAUCGGGCUCUGGCUGAUCUGCACGAGAGAAAGGCGGCAUCGUUGGUUGCUCGGAAGGCGCACGCUCGCGCUUGUGAAGACGCAGAAAGGAUCAGGAGUGAGAUGCGUCUAGAUGAGCUAUGGAAGAUUAAGGAAGACCGAUUCCACGAGAUCAAGACACGUCUGAUGGCUAUGGGAGUUGAUGAGGUCGACGCCCACUCGCCGUUGAUGCGGGCACAUAAGGAGGUCAACAAGUCUCAACCUCUGACUGAGCGAGUCUGGACACGCAUCCGGCCGAUCCUGCGAUCAGAGGCUACCAGGAUACGCGAUCGGCGGCUCGCGCAGGAGCAGCUUGAUCGACUCGAGAUACGUCAGCUGGCCAUUCGAGAAGAGUACGAAUGCGAGGCCUUACAACGCGUUGCGCCUUCGAUGUUAUGCUAUGUACCGAAUGCCUCCGUCAUCUACAAGAUACCCCAGGUCGCCGACUAUCUCGCUGAGGACAUACUUCCCGAAAAUCCGGCGAGCAGGCUGUCGACGCAGGCUGUUUGCACCAUACUCAGGGAGGGAGUCGUUGGGCAUAUCAAUGAGUGGGUCUCCCGACGUCACAGCGCAAUGCGCGAAGCACUUCCCGGUGCAUGGCCUCGCUCGUCGUUUACCAAUGAAGAUGUCGCAGCUCACUGGCCGCCGCCUACGAACGAUCCGCCCUAUGAUCGGUACUCUGAGAUCGCCGACCUAGACCUAGCCGUCUAUACCUUCAAAUGCUCUUCUCCUUCAUGCGUUGGGGCCCGGAUCUUCUACGGACUUGACAUCCUAGCUCAUGAUUGCCUGCAUCCGGACGCUUCCACAGCCACGGUUGUUGAGUUGGACGAGAAGCCUAUCGACUACAGUCUACAUGCCCAACCUCUUACCAGCUCACACCUUGCGGCGACGCGGAUUGUAGAGUUGCUCGGGAUGGAUCCAACGAAAACACGCCCUAUUGAACUUGACAAGGCAAGCCGGAUAUUCACCGUGGAUCACUAUCAGUCCGGUGCUGGAGGUCGGCCCUUCAUGACUUGGAGACAAGCGGUCGCAGCUUGUGCUCCCCAGGCCACCGGUGCUGAACCGGUCAACCCAGCCGCAUUACGUCUCGCUACCGAACGCGAGAAAGUCUUCGUCGAGACGCGCCAUCAUGCAUUGUAUGGCGCGUUGCCGAUGCUAGAACCCGACGAAGACGCUGCAUGGUGGGGCUGUGCGCACUGUUCCUCGUUCGUAAAGGACAUGGGCUUCAACGAAACGUGCUGGAUGUACGUCGACGAACUGCAAUACCAUCUCCAGGCCAGGCAUAAUAUCGAGCCUCAGGCGGCCAAAGAAGGCGACAAUUACUUCUACAACCGCGUGCAAGAGCGCGAUUCUCACGUCGAGGACGGAGUAGCCAUCUCGUUUCUUGAGGAGGGGGAAGACAUCGAGGACCAGAUUCUCUUCUACGAGGGGUUCGGGGAUGUCUUCCACGAGAUGGGCUUCUUUGGACAGGAUGAGGAUCCCCCGGAUGGUGCAGCCGGUGCUUUCCAGUUCAUUGACGAGGACGACGAGGAAGAUGGAGACGUUUUCUUUGCCGGUGAACUUGGUGACCUGUAG
Peniophora sp. CBMAI 1063 is the source of this 2325-nucleotide messenger RNA. Lineage: Eukaryota; Fungi; Basidiomycota; Agaricomycetes; Russulales; Peniophoraceae. The record is from the annotation of a GenBank genome assembly.